UGGUCAAAGGCUCUUGGACAGGAGAUUGAGUGGAGGCCAUCAGAACUCAUUCCCACAUACGACGGCGUAUAAACACUUCGUCUUACAUAGCAGCCACUGAUACAGAUCGUUUACAGUGGUGCAGCAGCAAUAAUGGCAGCGUAUAUGAGCAUGGGAGAAGCCCACCGUCGAAUCGCCGAGUACCUAAACCGAUUCUACGACGCCGUUUCAUCUCAGGACGGAAAAUCUCUUAGCCGCCUUUUCUCCAUCUCCUCCGACUCUUCUCUUCAAUUCCUUGCCGACGCCCUCAACACCUUCCAGGAUGCUAACAGAAUUAUUAGACAAUCUGAGAGCUCUCAGUAUGCAGACAUUAUAGUCCCUGUAUUCCGUGCUUUGCAAAGUUAUCGACUAAGAAAUUUGGUCGAGUCUUACCUGGCCUUUGAAAAAGCUGCCAAUGCUUUUGUUCAGGAAUUCCGAAAUUGGGAAUCAGCUUGGGCUUUGGAAGCCUUAUGUGUGAUUGCAUAUGAAAUUAGGAUUCUUGCUGAGCGGGCCGAUAAAGAGUUGGCUUCAAUAGGGAAAUCCCCAGAGAAAUUGAAAGGUGCUGGCUCUUUCCUCAUGAAAGUGUUUGGCGUUCUUGCUGGAAAAGGACCAAAACGCGUUGGAGCUUUAUAUGUAACGUGCCAGCUAUUUAAAAUUUAUUUCAAGCUCGGCACUGUCCACCUAUGUCGCAGUGUGAUAAGAAGCAUUGAAACAGCUAGGAUUUUUGACUUUGAGGAGUUUCCUGCCAGGGAUAAGGUCACCUACAUGUAUUACACUGGUCGUUUGGAGGUGUAUAAUGAGAACUUUCCAGCUGCUGACCAUAAAUUAUCUUACGCAUUAACUCAUUGCAGUCCUCUGAAAGAAGCAAAUAUAAGGAUGAUUCUGAAAUAUCUGAUACCUGUGAAGCUCUCAAUAGGCAUCUUACCAUGGAAUUCACUUCUUGACAAGUUUAACUUAACUGAGUACAACAAUGUUGUGCUUGCUCUUAAAAGAGGCGAUCUGCGACUUCUAAGACAUGCCCUUGAAGAACAUGAAGACAGGUUCUUAAGAUCUGGUGUGUAUCUUGUCCUGGAGAAGUUAGAGCUCCAAGUUUACCAACGACUGAUAAAGAAAAUAUACCUCAUCCAGAAACAGAAAGAUCCAAAUAAAGCUCACCAGAUCAAGUUAGAUGUUAUUGUCAAGGCAUUAAAAUGGCUUGAGAUGGAUAUGGAUGUUGACGAGGUAGAGUGCAUAGUUUCGAUUCUAAUAUACAAGAAUCUGAUGAAGGGGUAUUUUGCUCACAAGAGUAAAGUGGUUGUUCUAAGCAAGCAAGAUCCUUUCCCCAGACUAAAUGGAAAACCUGUCACUUCAUAGAGAUUAUAGUGCAUUUCAAAUUGAUUCCCAAGGGGUGUUGUCAAAGAAAAUGUCAACCAGAAGUGUACAAUAAGCAUAAUUCAAGGUAACACUGACAUAAUAGGAGUGCCUUCUCUCGAGUAUGAAGAUGUAACAUAAGUAAUGACUUUCUUAGCUUCUUGAUUUAUGGUCUUAAUUGAUCUGGAAAAAAGCAUCAAUUUAUGGGGGUAAUGUUGCAGCCUCUGCUAGCGCUCUACAUUGUCAUCAACAAAUAGAUUUUAUAAAUUCACUUUGUUUGAUAAUUUAUUCCCUUUC
Messenger RNA from Olea europaea var. sylvestris, 1665 nucleotides. RefSeq names its product enhanced ethylene response protein 5-like. Lineage: Eukaryota; Viridiplantae; Streptophyta; Magnoliopsida; Lamiales; Oleaceae. The record is from RefSeq and is a predicted model, not a curated record. Gene Ontology annotation, cellular component: transcription export complex 2. The transcript is spliced from 10 exons. Gene Ontology annotation, molecular function: double-stranded DNA binding; RNA binding. The coding region runs from base 133 to 1371 and encodes 412 amino acids. Gene Ontology annotation, biological process: poly(A)+ mRNA export from nucleus; post-transcriptional tethering of RNA polymerase II gene DNA at nuclear periphery; transcription elongation by RNA polymerase II.